Scleropages formosus (Asian bonytongue) is the source of this 3805-nucleotide messenger RNA. It is a transcript of the gene kcnk3a, whose product is annotated as potassium channel, subfamily K, member 3a. Gene Ontology annotation, molecular function: outward rectifier potassium channel activity; potassium ion leak channel activity; open rectifier potassium channel activity. The transcript has 2 exons. Lineage: Eukaryota; Metazoa; Chordata; Actinopteri; Osteoglossiformes; Osteoglossidae. The coding region runs from base 180 to 1331 and encodes 383 amino acids. The record is from RefSeq and is a predicted model, not a curated record. Gene Ontology annotation, cellular component: plasma membrane. Gene Ontology annotation, biological process: potassium ion transmembrane transport; stabilization of membrane potential.
GGAGGUGCUGAACGAACAGCUCCGCUCUGCGUGCGCUUCAGUAAAUAAAGUGGCCGAGGAGCGCCGGGCUCGCGACAGUCGCUUGCAGAAGACAUCGUAGCCAUGAGCGAGCCGAGCUCUCCCUCCUCCAGAUCCACAUCAGCUUCGCACCUUGGGCAGUCGGCCGGAGCGCGCAGACCAUGAAGCGGCAGAACGUGCGCACCCUAGCCCUCAUCAUCUGCACCUUCACCUACCUGCUGGUGGGAGCCGCCGUCUUCGACGCCCUCGAGUCCAAGAAGGAGACGACGCAGAAGAAGAAGCUGGACGACAGGAAAGUGGAGCUCAUGAACAAAUACAACCUGUCCAAAGUGAACUUUGAGGAGCUCGAAGGGGUGGUCCUGCAGCUGAAACCGCACAAGGCUGGCGUGCAGUGGAAAUUCGCAGGAUCUUUUUACUUCGCCAUCACCGUGAUCACCACCAUCGGGUACGGGCAUGCUGCCCCAAGCACAGAUGGCGGGAAGGUCUUCUGUAUGUUCUACGCACUCCUCGGGAUCCCUCUUACACUGGUCAUGUUCCAGAGCUUGGGCGAGCGCAUCAACACUUUCGUUAAAUACCUGCUCCACCGUAUCAAGAAGUGCCUUAGACUGCGGCGGACAGAGGUCUCCAUGGCUAACAUGGUGACCAUCGGCUUCAUCUCCUGCAUCACCACACUGUGCGUUGGGGCGAUGGCCUUCUCCCGCUAUGAGGACUGGAGCUUUUUCCAUGCCUACUACUACUGUUUCAUCACCCUCACAACCAUUGGCUUCGGGGAUUACGUAGCGUUGCAGAAGGACCAUGCCUUGCAGAACAACCCCAAGUAUGUGGCAUUUAGUUUCAUUUACAUCCUCACAGGGCUCACAGUCAUUGGGGCCUUCCUCAACCUGGUGGUGCUACGCUUCAUGACCAUGAACGCUGAAGAUGAGAAGCGGGAUGCUGAGCACCGGGCCCUGCUGUCCCGUGCUGGCCAAGCCGGUCUCCCUGAAUGCAACCCAGAGCCUGCGUCAUCCUCCUCGGGCGGUGGCACAGGGCGGGGCUUGCGCAACGUUUACGCCGAAGUCAUGCACUUUCAAUCCAUGUGCUCCUGCCUGUGGUACAAGAGUCGAGAGAAGCUGCAGUACUCCAUCCCCAUGAUCAUCCCUCGGGACCUGUCCACCUCAGACACCUAUGUGGAACAGAGCGAGUUCUUUGUUGACCCGAACUCCAACGGCUGUGUGUGCAGCUUGCAACAGCGUUCAGCCAUUAGUUCUGUGUCCACUGGGCUCCACAGCCUCUCCACCUACAGGGGACUAACAAAGAGACGUAGCUCUAUCUAAUUGCUGGAGACCUCAGAGUAUCACUCCUCAGCAUAUAGAAGACUAUUUUAAUAGUAAUAAGUAAACCAAAUUUUUUGCACAUACUUUAGGACUUGAAAAGCAGCUCAUGUGGGGAACCUUUUUAAUGGAAAUAAGACAUGCUCCACAGCAAGUGAUUAAUAUUUUUUAUCAUCGGUUAUACACAAUGAUAUAUUUAUAACAUUGUUCCGCCUCUACUACUACAAUAUUUUAUAAACUGAAGCAUGUCUUUUCUCCAUGAAAAUACGAAAGGGAGUCAUUUGAGUACAAUAUUCAAUGAAACAAAGUGUAUGUACCAAAAUUUGCAAUUUUUAUGUUUAAAAUAUUGUAAACUUUAACUGUUAUGAGAGGUAUAUUUACAGUCUGUGCAGCCAGAGGGCAAAGUUAUGUCAAUUAAAUUCUUUCAGACUCCAGUGCUGUAUUCCAUUCAAAGUGCAGCACUUAGCAUUAUAAUUAUGUUUUUCAUGUUCAUCUACAUGUCUAUUGUCUUUUAUUUUAACUUAUAUCUGUGAUGCCAUCACUCAUUUGUUGCAAAGUAGGUGAUUGAACCAUAGGGACCACUGCACGUUAGGAUGCUAGCUUAGGUGUACUAGGGCAUCAGUUAGUAGGCACCACAGUAGACUAAUUAAAUUUACACUAAAGCGUUUGAUUUCAGAAAUUUACCUUGAAAUUUGUAUGUUAGGGAAAAUGUCUUUGCUUGGAAGUGAAAGCAACAGUUUUAUCAGGUAGAAGACAAAAGUCGGAAUGUUUGGAAAUCGAUAUAGUUGUUGGUACAGCCUGCAGCUGGGGCAGCAGAGACAUCAACAGAAGGGUCUGGAACUGUUCUACAAAAAUUUGGGAUGUGAAAUUUGCCCAGUACCUGCUGGUUUUAAUCAAAGUGGAUGCUGCUCUUUCAGGCCCUCCUCCUGACAAUCCAGCAAAUGAAAACUGUAGCUGUCCAUUGAACAUGGAAGAAACUGUGUCAUGUGAUUAAGAUGACUGCUACCUGUGCUCUAUAUCUUUUGCCAUCUAAUGGAAUAAGUGGACCAGGCUAUGUCAGGGGAACUCUGGCACGUCCUGUUAUGUAGUUUAAGAAACCCUUUAUAACACAGGCACUCGGGGGUGUAGAGCUCCUAAGACCGUCAAUGCAAGUUCACACGUCUGGUUGUUGAGAAAACUGCGGUCCUUCGUGGCUCAGAAGUUCAUUUCCCAUGCUCUUUGGACCACUGAACAGGCUGUAAAGAGUUGCCAGGUUUUGUGAAGAGUUUGUACAUAGCAACCCAGCUAUUGCCUUGUAAUGCUUGUGACCCAUGUUGAACUCAGCUGUUGAAGCAGCUUUGACUAAUGACCUUAAAUUAUACUUCUUGGAGUGCCCCAUUCUACCCACCUUUGGUUUUCAAUGAUAAUUUUGACCUCCUAGAACAGACAGACCUUUCAGACUCUUCCUCAGAGGACAUUUGCAAGUUCUGCAGAACCUAUCACAGAAGUGCUUGCUGAACACACAUCAAGAUUUUUUUGCAGGUCACUUCUUUAAAAUAUGUUGGCUCAUACUACCAUAACUGAUACACUGCCUGGUAAUACACAAAGAAGAGAUUUGUACAUUACAGUCUUCAAUCACACAUUAGGUCCCACAUGAUUUGCAUACAUGAUGUGUAGCUUUAGUACUCCAGCUUUCCUCUACUACCUGUUUGUGUGUAUUACUUUAGUUUAUAAUGCAUCACUUUGUGGAAUAUACUGAUAUCAGUAUUUCCAAAGAUUUAGAAAUUUAGACAUAGAUACAAUAAAAACUCAGAUUUAACUUUCUACUCUUUUAACAAUAUCAGGCACAAACAUAUGAAAGAGGUCUAAUGAAUAAAAUUAGUUCAGCUCACUAAACAGUGGCCUCUGACAACAAAAACAAAAUGUAUUCUUGACAUAAGGGAGAUUUCAUAAACAUUACAGUCAGUUUUGUUCAUGUCUGAAUCUCAGUUACUACCUGAACGCAUUGUACUCUUCUCCUGUGAAACUAAAACAAUAUAAUUAUAGCUAAUACUAACAAAUUUUUCCCUAAUUAACAAAGAUAAAUCACAGCAAACUUGUUGCCGCUUUUGCUAUUUUGUCUAUUUAUAGUACACAUACAUUAUACCUCAUAGAUCGAUUUUCGCCUCAAUCCAGGGUGUAAACAUGGAAUAGAACAUAGGGACAGAUCAGCCUUUUUGCACCGCACACCAAAAGCACCAUCACAGACGUUUGGAUUUGUGUUAUAUAAUACAAAACACUGAAUCAUCACUUUAAAUCUGAUAGGAGAAGAAACUGAACUACAGACGCAAAUGACUAGUCAUACUUGUGAAGGGAAGAGCUACCAUCCCAACCACCUUUGGCAACAUUUAUCAAAAAGCAGGCUGACAAGCAGGACGCCCUGAAGGCGUAUCGAGAAACAAGAACCUGAACUGUACAAUUUAUUACACAGGAACUCCAUUACCACCCUUGAUCUUAUG